UGUAAUUUGUCUACAAAUAGUUUUUAUUGUUAAUGUUUUUAUGCUGUUGGUUUAAGAAAUUUAUUUUUAUUCAAUAAAUAACUCGAAACUUUUUUUGGCCACAGUGUAAGGCUGUAAUCCUACUGUAUUUAAUUUUUAUAAUUAUUAUAUCCCAGUAGGUGGUAGUAUUUUAGAUGUCUAACCAAAUUAAACCAAUAAACAAAUUAGACGUACAUAAAAUAUGUUCUGGUCAGGUUGUGUUAAGCUUGGCUACAGCUGUAAAAGAAUUAAUAGAAAAUAGUUUGGAUGCUGGAGCUACAUCAAUUGGGAUAAAACUGAAAGAAUUUGGAAAAGAUUUGAUUGAAGUAACAGAUAAUGGAGCUGGAGUUCAUCCUGAUAAUUUUGAAGGCCUUGCUUUAAAACAUCAUACAUCUAAAAUUCAAGAUUUUGCCGACUUGACUUCUGUAGAAACAUUUGGUUUCCGUGGAGAAGCAUUAAGUUCAUUAUGUGCUCUAAGUGAUGUGACAGUGACUACAAGACAUUCAUCACAGGCUUGUGGCACUAAGCUGGUAUUUGAUCACACAGGAAACAUUAAUUUAAAAAUUCCUAUUGCUAAACAAGUUGGAACUGCUGUUUCUUUAUCUAAUUUAUUCUACUCAUUACCCGUGAGGCAUAAAGAAUUUCAUAGGAAUUUAAAAAAGGAAUUUGGAAAAAUGAUUCAAGUGGUAACUGGUUAUUGUUUAGUUUCUACUCAAGUGAAAAUUUCAUGUAUCAAUCAAAUUAAAUCCAGCAAUAAUAUUAUUCUCUCUACUCAUGGUAGCAACACGGUAUUAGAAAAUAUAUCAUGUAUUUAUGGUCCUAAACAGGCUAACAGUUUAUUAGUUUUAAAGAAAGUUGUUCUUGAAGAUGAACAAAAUGAUGCAGUAAAUAUUUUUGAGGUGGAUGGUUAUGUAUCUAGCUGUGAUCACAGUAGUGGCAGAAGUUCUAAAGAUAGACAAUUUUAUUUUAUAAAUUCAAGGCCAUGUGAACCUUUAAAGGUUAUUAAAGCAGUUAAUGAAGUUUAUCACCAAUACAAUCAAAAUCAAUAUCCUUUUGUUUACUUAAAUAUAACAAUUGCAAGAGAUGAAGUAGACAUCAAUGUUACACCUGAUAAAAGACAAAUAUUUCUUUCUAAUGAAAAUUACUUGGUCUCAAUGAUUAAAGCUAGUAUGAAUAAAUUGUAUGAAAAUAUUCCAUCUACUUAUAAGAUGAAUACAUUAUUGCAUGAUUCAAUAUCAAUCAAAAGAUCUUAUGAAUCAAACGCAGAAAACACUAAUUUUAAACAAUUAAAAUUGGACACAAAUGAUGAAAAUAUAAAAACCUCUAAAAGCCAUUCAGAAGAAAUUAGAGCUAAGCUUAAUAGAUGGAAAUCUUAUUCUAAAGUAGAUGCUAAAAAUACAAUAGACCAAUUUUUAACAGAAAAAAUUGAACUUAAUGAUAAUCAUAAAAAAAAUAGUACUGAAGAGUUUAAUGAAACUCAAAUGGACGGUAGUUCAUUUGAAUUUAUUGAAAAUAUUAAAGAUAUUGAUGAAGCAGAAAAAACUGUUGAAUUGAAACAAGAAGAAGAUGAUGAAAAAAUAGAAACAUUCAUGGAUACAUCAAACUGUAAAAAUAAUGAAGUAACCAAAAUGUGUCCAAUUAACCCAAAUGAUAAAAAUACUAAAGAAUACAAACUGUUGGAAAAUGUAGCUGAAAAAUCAGACAAAGAGGAAAACUAUCUUCAUUUGAAAAAUGAAAUAAACAUGAAUAGUAAAGAUGAAUAUUUAUAUAAUCAAGAUACUGAUAAUAAUUUAAUAAAAAUAGAAACUGAUAUUAGCAUAGAAAUAGACUCUUCUAUAGCACCCAAAGUUAGAAAAUGUGCUGUAGUUGAUAUUAACAUUGAACAAAUUAGACAAAGGUUGAAAAACUUAACUACUAGAGUAUCUGAAAAACAAAAAAUUAAGACACGUUUUUAUGCAACAAUUGAUCCAAGUAAAAAUCAACAGGCUGAGAGUGAAUUAUGCAGAGAAAUUACUAAAGAUAUGUUUGCUCGAAUGAGUAUAGUUGGACAAUUUAAUUUGGGUUUUAUUAUUACUAAACUUGAUGCUGAUUUAUUUAUAGUUGAUCAACAUGCUACCGAUGAAAAAUACAAUUUUGAAACAUUACAAAAAACUACAAAAAUUAUUAGUCAAAAACUAGUUGUACCUCAAAGUUUAGAAUUAACUGCAGUUAAUGAAAUUAUAUUAAAGGAUAAUAUAAAUAUUUUUCAAAUGAAUGGAUUUGAUUUUGAAAUCCAAGAAGAUGCGGAUUCAACAAAAAAAAUUAAAUUAUCUAUGAUUCCUAUGAGUAAUAAUUGGAGAUUUGGUAAAGAAGAUGUAGAUGAACUUUUAUUUAUGUUACAAGAUGCACCAAAUACUCUUUGUAGACCUUCUAGAGUCCGUUCAAUGUUUGCGUCUCGAGCUUGUCGCAAAUCAGUAAUGAUUGGUACUGUUUUAAAUAUGAACGAUAUGAGAAAGCUUAUUGACCACAUGGGUGUCAUUGAGCAACCCUGGAAUUGUCCACACGGAAGACCAACAAUGAGGCAUUUAGUGAAUUUAUCAUUACUAAAUAAAAAUUUUGAAUGAAUACAAUUCCAACACCAAUAUGUAUGUAUAUAUGUUUAAAUAAACUUAAUA
Sipha flava (yellow sugarcane aphid) is the source of this 2672-nucleotide messenger RNA. It is a transcript of the gene Pms2, whose product is annotated as mismatch repair endonuclease PMS2. Gene Ontology annotation, molecular function: mismatched DNA binding; ATP-dependent DNA damage sensor activity; ATP hydrolysis activity. The transcript is spliced from 14 exons. The record is from RefSeq and is a predicted model, not a curated record. Gene Ontology annotation, cellular component: MutLalpha complex. NCBI's taxonomy places the organism in Eukaryota, Metazoa, Arthropoda, Insecta, Hemiptera, Aphididae. Gene Ontology annotation, biological process: mismatch repair. The coding region runs from base 174 to 2621 and encodes 815 amino acids.